AUGACAUCGACCGACAAAGAGCGCGUCGCAAAACAGACCGCUGAGUACUUGAUGCAGCUUCAUGAGCUUCGCUCGGACCGACUGGAAAGCAUCAGUGGGCAGCCAAUCUACUCAGCCUUUCUUUUUCCGAAUGGCUAUGGCAUUGGACACGGGCCUUUUUCAUCUGAUGAUGAGUUAUGGGCUGAGAUGUCGUUGGCCUUAGCUCAAGUGCCAGAGCAAGUUCGAUCGAAAUUGCGUCGGCGGAUGCCAGCUGCGGCUCCUUAUACCUUUACUCACGGCGACCUGACCAACGUCAAUAUCAUUGUCGAGAAUGAUAACCUGGCAGGGAUUCUGGACUGGGAAUCUUCGGCCUUUUUCCCUGUUUGUGGGAAUUUACCUGUGCGGGAAUUGGCCUGGGGCAAGAUGAUAAAGAAUGGAAAGACUUGCUUUGCACACAUCUACCGGAUCAUACUGAGGCCCGCAAUUUUGGGUUGGAUUUCUUUGCAUUGCGCAACUAUCCUAAGUUGA
This is a messenger RNA of Penicillium digitatum Pd1, 507 nucleotides long. Lineage: Eukaryota; Fungi; Ascomycota; Eurotiomycetes; Eurotiales; Aspergillaceae. The record is from RefSeq and is a predicted model, not a curated record.